AUGUUGUGUAAAGACGCAGAAUUUGGGGAGAACGAGCUUCCAAUAGUCUCGUUGUGUUUAAUUGCCGAUAAAGCGAGAUGUCCGGCCAAUUUUACAGCUGUAAGUUAAUUCAUUUGUGUGAUUAUAUGUUUAGAUAACUAAAAGCGCUGACGAUGGAAGCGAUGCUGAUCUGUGGAAGGAUGGAUUUGGCUUUGGAAUAUUCAACAGAACUGUUAGAUAUCUGGCUAUUUCACGGAUUGCUCCUGAGAAUGUAAGCUUUGGGUGGCUUUACUAUUUUUUUGGGGUUUUUUCUAAUUUACUGAAGGGAUAAUUAGUAUUUGUAUGUUGUUUUAUUUAUUAAUUAAUCUUAUUUCAGACGGCACAUGAGGUAAUAACAGAUUUAUCUGUGAUUUCGGAAAAAGAAGCUGUUCCAACCAAUUUUGUAUGCAUCGAUUACACUGCUGACACAAGUAAGUUGAUUUCUAUGCUUUAUAUUUGACUUUAAAGAUUUCGCUCUUUUAAAAAUGGUAAAAGGAUUCAAAAAAGAUAACUUUUUUUCAGUUUUUGAUUUAUAAAACGUUGUUAAGGUUGCGAAAGGACAAAUUUAUAAUUUUUGCAUUUUCAGAAGAAAGAGCUUUGAAGAAAAAGUUUGUUUGUGUCCGGUUUACACCAAGAAGUGAUGCCCUGGACGCUCUAACUGAUGUUAUUGUACAUACUAGACAUAGGAAACCACCAAAGGGCUAUACGUUGGCUGGGUGAGUUGUUUGUCAAAUUUUUUAGCGUUAUAUAUAACUGUUAAGCUUCUAUUCUUUACAGACUAAUAAUAAUAACAUUGACCUUUGCUUUUUACCUUUGAAAAUCUAGGUUUAACUAUUGAACUCUGUAGGAGGCUGUUUUGAAAGUACUUUGAUGUGCUUUGAUUUGAAUAGAAGUUAAAUAGUAGAAAUAAAGUCAUAAUUGUUAUAGGGAAGUAGAUGGUGCUUAUAUUUGUUUCCGGGUUCAGACCAUUCCAGAGAAUUAUGGAGUAAAGCAAAGGAACCCACAGCCGUAAGUUUACUUCGGGUUUUUACUGUGCAGUAAGUCAAUUUAGAGGUAUCGCACUUUGAAGUAAGUCAAGAAUUUUUAAAUGGCAGAGGAUGAUACAUGCAUACAUUUUUAUUUUUAACCUAACUAUCUUAACCGAUUUUCUGAUUAAUAUAAGUCAUAAACUUAAUAAAACCUCUUCAGCUCCUUAUACCCAUCACUGGAUCCAACUCCCCUACCACCAGGCACCUCAAACCCAUUACCAAACAUUGGUGUGUGCACAAUCAGAGCAGGUCAACAUCCGAUUAAGGGUCUGGAAGGUAUCGAGUUCAAAUUGAAUCCUCGCUUGGUAACGACAAAUUCAUCAGGUGCUAAAGAGCCGGACCCAGAGCUACCGGAUCAAUACGACUUCAGUUACAAUUUCAAUCUAGAGAGAUCUUGUUUAGCCUAG
This is a messenger RNA of Bursaphelenchus okinawaensis, 1453 nucleotides long. The record is from the annotation of a GenBank genome assembly. Lineage: Eukaryota; Metazoa; Nematoda; Chromadorea; Rhabditida; Aphelenchoididae.